Messenger RNA from Juglans regia (Persian walnut), 1740 nucleotides. Its product is annotated as RNA N6-adenosine-methyltransferase mettl16. The record is from RefSeq and is a predicted model, not a curated record. The transcript is spliced from 8 exons. Gene Ontology annotation, cellular component: nucleus. Gene Ontology annotation, molecular function: 23S rRNA (adenine(1618)-N(6))-methyltransferase activity. Bases 109 to 1599 code for a protein of 496 amino acids. NCBI's taxonomy places the organism in Eukaryota, Viridiplantae, Streptophyta, Magnoliopsida, Fagales, Juglandaceae. Gene Ontology annotation, biological process: rRNA base methylation.
UAAAAGUUGAAAACGCUCACAAAGCCCUACGUCUGGACAUGUAGCCCGUCUACGGCAAGGGUCCCAAAUUCCCAAUCCGAUAUACCGCAAGUCCGUAAAUUCGGAAAAAUGCCGAGCAAGAAGAAGAGGAGGAGGCAGCCGGAGCGACCCAUGAUCCAUCCCCGAAACAAGUACUCGGAAAACCCACCCGAUUUCGCGCUUUUGGCGUCCCUCUAUCCUUCCUUCCAGUCCUUCGUCUUCUACACCCGCGAUGGUCGCCCCAGAAUCGACUGGACUGACUUUAACGCCACCCGAGAGCUCACCCGUGUUCUCCUCCUCCACGACUAUGGCCUCCAGUGGUGGAUUCCUGACGGGCAGCUCUGCCCUACAGUGCCCAACAGAUCCAAUUAUAUCCAUUGGAUCGAAGAUCUUCUCGCAUCUGACAUUAUUGUCAGGAAUAAUAACAGUAAAGAAAAUGUGAGGGGUUUUGAUAUAGGAACUGGAGCUAACUGCAUUUACCCCCUUCUUGGUGCAUCUCUUCUUGGGUGGAGUUUUGUGGGGUCAGACUUCACCGACAUUGCACUAGAGUGGGCUAGGAAAAAUGCUAAAAAUAAUGCACAUAUUUCACAACUUAUUGAAAUUAGAAAGGUUGAAAGUUGUGACGAUAAUUCAGUGGAAGAGUUACAUGAUGGUGAGUUGCUCUCUUGCGAAAGCAAAACAGAGUCGAGUGCAAGAAAGGUUACGGAGGAAGCGGUUCCUUUGCACUUAACUUCAUUUGAUCCGCUUGCUGAUGCAAACAAGAGGUAUCAGGGACCACCUGUACUUCUUGGUGUGGUAAGGGACGGCGAGAAGUUUGACUUCUGCAUGUGUAAUCCUCCAUUUUUUGAAACCAUGGAGGAAGCGGGACUGAAUCCAAAAACUUCUUGUGGUGGCACUCCAGAGGAGAUGAUUUGUCCUGGUGGGGAGAAGGCUUUUAUAACCCUUAUUAUUGAAGAUAGUGCUGUUUUGAACCAGUCUUUUCGGUGGUACACUUCAAUGGUUGGGAGAAAGUCAAACCUCAAAUCUCUUAUAUCAAAGCUUCGGGAGGUUGGGGUCACCAUAGUAAAGACUACUGAGUUUGUCCAAGGCCAAACAUGUCGAUGGGGGCUUGCUUGGUCCUUUGUCCCUCCAGCGAGGAAGAUAGUAUCACCGCAUGUGGCUGAGAAGAAUAUAAUUUCUUUCAUGCUUGAGGGGCUUCAACGCCAAUUCAGUGCAAUCCAUGUAUUGCAAUCAAUUGAGUCUUUCUUCCGUACUUGUGGCGCAUCCUCUGAAUUGAAUGCCUCCUCAUUUACAGUUGAUAUUACCGCAUCGAAUGAUCACUGUAAAGCAAUACUUAACAAUGAGUUACAAGCUAUUGAUGAAGCUACAAGUUGUGAACAUGUGCCAGAGACAUCUAAUAGUUCAAGCAGUCUGCACCCUCAUUCAAAUGGCUUAGGUUUUCGCAUUUCGGUUUAUCAGCAAAUCCCGGGUACAUUACUGGUGAAAGGAUCACUACAGCAUAGAGAUAACCCAGUCUCAGGAGCAUUCUCAUUGAUAAUUCAAAGACUAGAGGAAGAUUUGAAAUUUAAAUUUUGUAGAUGAAAGGAUACCGUAGAUUUUGCCAGUGUGAACAGGUUACUACAAUAACAUUCUAUUUGAGCAGCAAUGCAUCUUGUAUCUUCUUUUUCUUUUGUUAUAAACUGUUGUGCAUUGUCUCAAUUGGCUUGUUUGUCUUCUCUGUCA